CAGGAUUUAAAAGUGUGUCUCAGCAGCCCUGGACCAGCUCUUUGCAGGCAUUUGCUACGGGCUCCAGGACAAGCCCUCGUCAGCCGGUGCGUCUGGGCUGGGACAGUGAAAAUGUUUAGUGUCAUCGGCGACAAAUACACGUAUAGGGGACCCCACUAGGCAGGCUGGUGGGUCAGGGGGAACAGGAAGCCAGGAGCCAAAUUCAACAUAGGUGCGGGCACACAUAUGUGUGGCCACCCACACGUGUGCGUACUCUGAGGAGCAACUUUCGUUUUGGUUUUUGUUUUGGUUCCUGGGGCAAAUUUUCUAUUGAACACUUUUGCCCUCCUGUUUAUAAAAAAAAAAAAAAAUUUUUUUUUGGUUGCAUUUUUAACAAUUUGAAUAUAAAAAGUGUAAGAAUCCAACCUUUGAAAGGAUUGAGGCGGGCAGCAGACGCAGAUGGAUCCAGCGGCCAGCAGCUGCAUGAGGGGUCCCCACCCCCCGGCCCCUGUCUGGGGCUGCCUUCGAAACCCCCACUUGGAAGGCACUGGAGCCUCAGGGCUCCCCCACUACCCGCCAACCCCAUUCUCCUUCCACCAGAAACCAGACUUCCCAGCGACAGCGACAACUGCAUACCCCGACUUCUCAGCUUCAUGCCUGGCAGCCACCCCACACAGCCUGCCCCGGGAGGAGCGAGGCUUUACUGAGCAGCACCCUGCCUUCCCACAGCCCCCCGAUUGGCACUUCCCUGUGUCAGAGGCCCGGCGUAGGCUCAACCCAGGCCCCGUGGGGGGCUCCAAGGAGAUAGGGGCCAACAGCCCAGGCCUGGUGGACACAACGGGAGGCCCAGGCGAGGACUAUGAGGUCCUUGGGAGCACUGCCAAUGAGACGGAGAAGAAGUCCACCAGACGGAAAAAGGAGAAUUCAGACAACCAGGAGAAUCGAGCGAAGCCAGAGGGCGCCAGCAAGGCCCGGAAGGAGCGGACAGCCUUCACCAAGGAGCAGCUGCGGGAGCUCGAGGCUGAGUUUGCUCAUCACAACUACCUGACCCGGCUCCGCAGAUAUGAGAUCGCGGUAAACCUGGACCUCUCCGAGCGGCAGGUCAAAGUGUGGUUCCAGAACCGAAGGAUGAAGUGGAAGCGCGUGAAGGGGGGUCACCCCAUUUCCCCCCAUGGGCAGGACCUCGAGGAUGGGGACUCUGCCGCCUCUCCAAGUUCAGAGUGAGAUUCUCCAGGGAGAAAAAAAAAGACUGAGGACUGAGCCCCCUACCAAUGACCCCCACCCCAAUCCCACCUUAACCUCCUCCCACUCUCCCAGGGCAGCCUCUCCACACUUCACAGUGAUUCCUGGAUAGAAAGCUGCCCAGGGUUCCUGGGAGCCUUGAAGUUUCUAGAAAGUUCUGUCCAGCAUUACUCUGUCUUUAGCAGCCCCUUCCCCAGGGCCUUCGCUUCCCACAGUUCUCAUGGAGUCAAUCAUAUAGCGCCCAGAUCCGACCCAAGUGAAUUUGGAGAAUAGCUCCAGGGACACUGUUUCUUCGGGUCUAAGCUGCCACCCACGCCUCCUUCUCACAACCUUCCUCCCACACCGGCCAGACCUCCUCCAGUUCUGGACACCUGGCCUGAUGGGAGAGGAGCCUUGAGACCAGCUGUGAGUCACUAAGGCAGAUGCCCCCAAAGAAAGGCAAGGAGACACACACACACACCCUAGACCAACCACCUCUCCUUCUGGGUUUUGUUCUGAGGCUUUGGGGGACCUCAGUUGUCCCAAACCCCAGGAAAAAUCAAUGUGAGGAAGUCUGAAGACAGAAACUUAGCUGCUACAAAUCAUAAGCCAUCCAUGAAUCCAAAUUGGCUGGCUCCUUGGGCAAGUUCAUGAGCGCUGGCUGGAAGCAGACAGUCAGGAGGACAGAUUGGUACAGGUCUCUGUGGUCCCCACACAGGCUUUUCAUGCUGGCUUGACUAGGUGGGUGAGAAGGGACCCAGGACAGCACCUGCUUCUUCAAAAUCAAUUCAGGGACAUACCUGGGAUUGUUGAGCUGGACUCCAAGUCUCUGGAACAGCUAUUCCUUUUAAAUCAGUAAUUUCUGGAUGGAAAAACUAUCCAGAUGCUCACAUUAUUGAAGUGAGGGCUGGAGAGGGUCCCUGUGUUCCGAGGAUGGAGCAGCCAUACUAGGGCUGCUUACUGGGUGAGGGCCUAGAAAUGUGGGACCCUGGCGUGGUUUCUUUCUCCAGCUGCAGGGUCUUGUGCUUUCAAAGAACUCUGGCUGCAAAAGGUCCAAGAAAAUGUCCUACUUUCUCCAUGGGAUGCAUCUGAGCCCCUCUGAAGUGUGCAUUCCACAAAUGCUGUUAUGAUGGGAGGAGCUGCCACAUUUAUGUGUGGACUGCCCAACCCCCACCCCAGGACUGUUGGCCCAGCAACCUGGGGCUACUGACACCUUGAGAGAGGCCCCUGCCUGCCCCAGUGCUCUGUCCCCCAACACCAGCUGGUGUUGCAGAUGGAGGUCAGCAAGAGUUUGAGUUCUUGUACGUAGAUGUAAUCAUUCAUGUGUAAAAAAAAUACAAAAACAAAAAGCCCACCUCCCUAUCUUGAAAGGACAGACUCUGUGGAAAAUGAUUGCCAAGUGAGAUGGCUGGUUAGAGCAUGUGUAAUUUUUUCUAAAGUAUACUUCAUCUAUUUUCUUUAGAUUACAUCAAGUUAACUGUGUAAGAUCAAUUCACUUAGUAAGAAAAUUCUUCAAGAAAUAAAAUCAAUAAAAAGAAAAAAAAAAAAAAGAGCAGAGUUUCCAGGUCUUUUUUCCUGGAAGAGCUAGGAACCACAUGUCUGUAUGUGGUCUUCUGAUACUCAUGUGAGCAUCAGCCAGACAAGAUCUAGAAACAGCAAGAAAACAGACAUCCUCUAAACCAAGGUAUCCCUUGGUUCUUCAAAACGCAGGGGUGCAAAUAUAAUGGAUUUUUUUUUUUUUAAGUCUCGUCUUCCUUGACUGUAUUGUCUUCAUUUCCCAUUGGAGAAUUUUAGCUUUCAGUUUCCCUAACCUGUGGCUUAUCAAAUAGACAAAGUUCUGUAAACAAAAGGUGAACUCUUUUGUUAAUAAAGGAAACUUGACCAUAAAACUAACCAUCCCUAAUUUUUAAAUUCAACGUUUGGAGGUUUUUGUUUUUCAGGGUGCAGCAGUAUACACCAACAGAAAUAAAAAUGACACGAGAAAAAGUGUCC
Messenger RNA from Capra hircus (goat), 3192 nucleotides. It is a transcript of the gene MEOX1, whose product is annotated as mesenchyme homeobox 1. Gene Ontology annotation, molecular function: RNA polymerase II cis-regulatory region sequence-specific DNA binding; DNA-binding transcription factor activity, RNA polymerase II-specific. The record is from RefSeq and is a predicted model, not a curated record. The transcript has 3 exons. Gene Ontology annotation, biological process: positive regulation of transcription by RNA polymerase II. Lineage: Eukaryota; Metazoa; Chordata; Mammalia; Artiodactyla; Bovidae. Gene Ontology annotation, cellular component: nucleus. Bases 439 to 1203 code for a protein of 254 amino acids.